This is a messenger RNA of Manis pentadactyla (Chinese pangolin), 2331 nucleotides long. RefSeq lists its product as uncharacterized. The record is from RefSeq and is a predicted model, not a curated record. The coding region runs from base 1 to 996 and encodes 331 amino acids. The transcript has 3 exons. Lineage: Eukaryota; Metazoa; Chordata; Mammalia; Pholidota; Manidae.
AUGAGAGCCACAGAGGACAGGAAGCCAGAGGCCAGGCCAGGCCGAGUCACUACAGGAUGUCUGGUGCCCUUGCUUCAGCUCUUGGGGGCAGAUAAGGCUGGCAUGGGUAGUGUGGUGCUGUGGUCCCUCCCUAGGUGUCCCAAGUCUGGGGCUGGCGCGCCCCCAGAUGUGCUUCUCCAGACUGGACUGAGCGCCGGUGGGGCUGGAACGGCUGCCUGUCCCUCGCGGAGCCACCAGCACCUGCUCCCCGAACUGUGCUAUUCCAGGCCCACACACGCGUGGGGGUCCAAGCCAGGGCUCGGGCGGGGGACGGAUGGGUCUGGGAGCUCUACGGCUGGUGACCCGGCGGGGCUGAGGGGCUCCCGGCCGGGGCGUGUGUCCCCGAGGGUGCACAGCCCCGCCCCCGGCGGUCCCUGGGGCCUGCGUCUGGCUCCCGCCACGGCGCACACUCGGAGGGCUGCGGCGGCCGGGAGGUUGCGGCGGAGGGGAGGCUGCGCGCCGAGCGCAAGCCGCGAGCACAAACAGGGCGAGGAGGCUGGGCCUGCGGUCAACGAGGACCCGACUCUCCGAGGCUCCUGGGGCGGGAGCGGCGAGCGCACCGCCAGCUCCUCGGCGCCCCCCACGCCCACCCCGCCCCAGCCCCGCCGGGACCUCCACGUAGCGGGGUUGCGCAUCCCUCUGCCUUCUCGCCCCUGUAUUGAAGCUUCUCACAACCCCCAGCCACAGCAGAGCCAGCUGUGCGCACCUGGGAGAGGCAUUCUCCUCACCCUACGUGCAGGUGUGGCCAGGCAACAGCUGCUGUGUACGCGUCCAUUUCCCCCAACUCCCACCUCGCUGGGAAGCCUCUGGAGGUCUUGGUGGGGGUGUAACUCUUACUUGCAGGUGGAGGUGGACAUUUGUUCUAGGGUGUUGGGGAGCAGAGGAAGGGGAUGCUGGGAGAAGUGGGUUAUAGGGCAAAAAGCGCCCCCUCUGCGUCCUCAGAUGACCCAGAGUUGAGUCUCUUCCUGUCCCCGCCCCUCAAAGCCACCAGGCCCCCAAAGAUUUCCUCAGAGGGUGGGAGAAGCAGGUGGGGAGGCACUCUGAAGCCUGAGACCCUGCUUUUUCUGUCUUACAAACCCUCCCACCCAAAGCCCCAACAAAGACCCACAGCCACCGGCCACAAAGCUUCUCCUUCCUCCUCUGCGCCUGCCAUCCCCUGUGGUCUGGUGGGGCCAUUGGGAGGAUGACCGUCCAGGGGCGGGAGCUCAGAUGGCAGUCCGCAGCAGGAUUCUUCCUGGGGGGUGAGGGCCUCUUGGGGUGUCUGCAAGGUGCCCCAGGGGACACGCUGUGCCUGGAGUGUGCCAGGGCCGGCAGGGAGGGGCUCCGUCCUUUACUGAGUUCCAGGAAAGGCCUUGGCAGUCAGCAAAGCCCUGGGCUCCAGGGCCAUUGAGGGUGGGGCUGGGGGAGGGACCCCAGGCUGCUGAAGGGCCUCACCUGGGCCUCAGGCCCCUGGGCCAUCUGAUGGCAUCUCUGGCACCCUCUGUGGCCAAAGGUGAAGAGAUGGAUGCCAGUGCAGGCCUGGGCCAUGGACCACCUUCCCCCACAUACAGGCAUACUUCCCACACAUGUGCUCACCCAGCCAAUGCUCAGUGAAUUUCCCAGUCAGGAGGCACCUUCACUGUCAUCAACUUCAACCUUCUACCUGAUGUAUGAAAGCUAUCCAUGAUUUCCCAGGUCAGUGAUGUUCCAAAGCCGUCUGCACACCUGCUGUGACAGGGACAGUCUCACCAGGCAGCUCCCUGCCCUUCUGGACUUCCCUAUCUCCAAGUCCAGUCACCUACAGGAUACCUGGUCUGCAAGUGACAGAGCACAUGGUCUAGAAGUGACUGAACUCAUCCUCAUGUCCCUCACACCAGCUCCUCCCCACUGCCCACCGUGACCCUCCAUCCUCCAAACUCACCAUGAAGGUGGGUUAAUUUUUAACUGUUUUCUCUCUUUCACCAUUCUAGGGCAGAUCUAUUACCAAAUUCUUCCCUAUGUUGCUUUUAUUACAAGAUGAAUAUAUUGUUUGCUAUUUUGCUCAUCAAUUCCUUCCUCUCCAAUCCCAUAGAUCCAACCUUUGGACCAAAUUCCCACAGCUGUUGCCACAUUGUCCUUUCUGACCCAGGUUUUUCCUUCCUACUACAUACUUGGCUGGAAUAAUCUUUCUUAAACACUUUAUUGUGUAUGGCAUCAACUUCAGACUCCUCCACAAGUACACUGGGUAUGCCAGCUGCUGACCUGUGUAUUCCACAUGAGGGAACCCGGUUCAUUCAUGGUGUGCCCAGAACACAGAGUGCACAGGGCCUGGUG